Orbicella faveolata is the source of this 5751-nucleotide messenger RNA. RefSeq names its product gamma-tubulin complex component 6-like. The record is from RefSeq and is a predicted model, not a curated record. Gene Ontology annotation, cellular component: gamma-tubulin complex; microtubule organizing center; spindle pole. Gene Ontology annotation, biological process: spindle assembly; microtubule nucleation; meiotic cell cycle. Gene Ontology annotation, molecular function: microtubule minus-end binding; gamma-tubulin binding. NCBI's taxonomy places the organism in Eukaryota, Metazoa, Cnidaria, Anthozoa, Scleractinia, Merulinidae.
UUGUUCCUUUUCCGCGCGCGUUAAAAUCCCCUGAAAAGGAACGGUUACUCAGCAUGAUUUAUUUUUCUGAAAUUUCGGCGGGGAAAUGGCGGACUAUGGGUGAAGAAAGCGAAGGAGUUUCGUUUCUUUUCGCUAAACUGUGCGAAUUAUCUUUCAAUAGUGAAGCCAGCGAAACAUGGGAUAUUUAUAGGUGUCCACGCUUCACCAAUCGACGGCAAAGGGCUUUGAAACUGUGCUUGUACGAAACUCUUUUCGAAGAGCUGCGGGCUCCUUGGGUUGAUCAGCUAACUCGAACUCAAUACAAGGGACACCAGUCAUGCUUGCAUGUUGUUGAUAAGCUAUCAAUAGCAGCAUUUGAACUCAGGAUAGCUCGUAGAUUUGACGAUGCAGAUAAACUGGAGCGUUUUGUAUGUCAGUGGAGGGAUUUGGAAGAACCUUCCAGCAGUGCUGUUAAAUUCAACAGCACAGAACUUAGGACAAAUGUUUUAGAGAAGGAAGCAGUGCUAAGAUUCAUUGUUGCCUUAGCUGGAUCAGUUACGAAUGAAUCAACUUCAGUACUUGGCCAUCAGAACAAGUUGUGGGUCACAGAACACAAACAGAUUCAGAAGACAUCUCUCCCAGAAGGACCUCUCUUAAAUACAGACAGCCAACUUGUGAGACAACAUGCAUUGGAAUUUGAGCAUUAUGUCCAUUAUUCAAGGGAACUAUUUGAAUGUCCUCCAGUGCUUUCAGUACUGAGGAAUGGUUCAACACAGGGAAAACACCAUACUGAAACACAGAUCUUUGAUGCAUUGCCAGGAUCAUUUUCUGGGAAAGCAAAGUUCUUUGCCCGAAAGUAUACAAGUGAAGACCGGUAUGAGAAAGAUGGUCGCAGCUCUUUGUUUAGUGCACUGGUGCACAGCCGCACUGACGACAUGCAAGUCCAACUGACUUUACCUGAACUCCGAGGUGCCUCCAAGACACUCCAUUCAUUGGCUACUGAACACCAAGAGAGUGCAGAUGACGAAGGCUUUGAAUCUCUAGAGACAAGCUCCAGCUCAUCCACUACAUCAGAGCAAGCCACACAAGACAACACUGACAUCUGGUCUGCUGCUUUAGCAUUGCCCUCACAAAAAUUUUAUACUUGGGAGAUGGAAGGAAGGCGAGAGCUGUUAGAUGAGAAACCUUAUCUCUCAGAAGCAGGUCCUGCAGUGUUUGAUGCACUGUAUGACACGGUGGUUCAUCAAGUCUCAUACAUAGUGAAAUCUCCUACUUUGAGUCCCAAUAUGGUUUCCUUGCAUGCCCUGAUCAAAGAUUCCAUUAAUGUGCUCAUUGGUGUGCCUUCUGCAACAUUUCAUCGUGAUAAGGCUGCCCAGUCUUUCACUGUCAGUGAACAGGUUCGCUUGUCUGGUACUUCACCAGAGAUGCUUCAUAACGUCUUAGCACAGCUGGCAGCCAUGGGAACAGAUUAUAUUCAGCUCAACAAGUUUGCAACUCACCAAAGAGCCCAUUCUGCUGGCCUUGUUUUACAAGCUUACCUGGGAGCACUGCAAAACUAUUUACAGUGCUACAGAGCUGCUGUUUUGUCUGUGGAAGUUUCUUCAGUGCAAAGUCCUCUGAUGUUGUCUUUUGCUUUUGAGAAUCUAGGAAAGCAACUGAGGUUCCUGGCCAAUGUGUGCAUGUGUUCUCAAGCUUUUAAGAAGGCCCCAGAUGAUCCCAAACCUAAGUUCCCCACAGGUGUUAGACUGUUAACUUACUUGUACCAGUUGUGCUUGGAACACUCUAGUUCCCAGUUUUAUCCCAUCCUGUUGUCCCUUCUAGAACACAGUGUGCUGCCAUAUAUCAAGUUUGUUCAAACUUGGGCUUUUAAAGGCCUUUGUAAUGACAUGUUUGGCGAGUUUAUGAUUGAGAUGGAUGAGCAGUAUUUAGCGUACAGAGAUAAGCACUUCUGGACCCAGGGCUUUGUAAUGGCUGGUCGCGACAAACUUGAUUGUGUACCGUUAUUUUUGGGUGAAUUGGCAGAUGAUAUAUUUGUUUGUGGUAAAACGAUCAACCUGCUGAAGCUUUGCUGCCCUGAGCAUUACCUGUGUGAUCCUGGAAUACCUCUGCCCAAGAUGGAAGUGACAUUUUCCAUGCGGCGACUGAGUAAAAUUGAAGAGGAAUGCAAACAUUACAUGUCUGAAAUACAAAGAAUGCAUCACCAGCUACAAGAACAAAGAGAAAAUGAGAGCAAAGCUAUUGCGGACGAAAAGCAACGGGAAAUUCUUGAAGAACGCGAAAGAGCAGCUCAAGCCUUACUGGAAAUAACAGAGCUUAUACAGAAGGCUAAAGACGCAGUUGAACUAAAAAAGCGGGAAGACUUUAAAAUGUUAAAAGAACAGAUGGAAGAGGGGUUUAAGCAUAAAGCUUUGGCAAGAAGACAAGAACAAGAAGAGGAUGUGAAACGUCUACAGGAAGCAAAGGACAGAGAGGUCACUACCGCCUCGGUAGAGGAAGAGAUGAAGAACAAGGCAAGGGAAGAACUGAUCAAGUACUAUGACGAACUCAGCCGUCAGGUGGAACACAGGGAGUUUCGUGCCCAGUGGCUCAUCCGCCGAAGAUUGCUUGACUCUGCUAGAGCCCAGUUCCUGGCUCAGGAGCAGGCUCGAUGGGACAGCUUAAUGGAUCAGUUGACCCCGGCCUCUAGUCUCCAGACUGCUGUUAAAAGAGCAGAUGAAGGCGAUGUACAGCCUCGGAAAGAAGAGGAGAAACCUGCGGCUGAAGAAAAAGAAGACAAGAAAGUGUCUACGCCAGGUUCAGCUCCGAAACCAAGCCUUGUAUCGCUCAUUGCCAGUGGUGUGAAGACUGAUGCAUUGUUGAGAGCUGAGCAAGGAAAGAACACUUCUGGUUUGUCAGACUCCAUGGCUACAGCAUCGAACGUCGCUGAGCCUGAACAAAGAAUCUUUAAUGGAAACGAAAAUGCACAGGGUGAGAAGCAUAGUGUGGAGGCUGCAUCGAGCUCUGAGGUAGGUACUGCAGACGGCAGAGUCAGAAAGACGUGGAACAGUCCUGAUGCGAGUGCUGUCGAGUUAGGAAAGCUUACAGAAGGAGCGUCAGGCAGAAAAACGUGGGAAGCUCCGCCGGAUGGUGAGGUAACGAUAGCCUCUGUUAACCCAAAGAGCCAUCCUUCAGAUUCCUCCAUACAGUUUGCCAUGUACAGGGAUAAAAAAAAGACUGGUGAGGAAGAAGAGAGGCCUGGGUCUAGUGCGCGUGCAGGUGCUUUGAGAACAAGCACACCUCACACCACUGAUUCGUCUUUACAGAACAUUCUCUACCCCAGUGCAUCCUCAGAUAAACCGGGCCUGGAUACUCAGUUCUCAAGGAUUGCAACCUGGUCUCCAGAUUCGGACGCUGGAGGCCUGCUGACGGGUCAUCCUUCGGAUUCUUCAGCUCAAGAUGUUUUAUAUAGCCGCGUAACGGAAGUGGCGAGUGAAGCUAGGACGCCGUCCUCGCAAGGGCACCCGUCAGACUCUUCUGCACAGCAGCUCCUGUACGGCGGCGUUGAUGAGGAAGAAGCCAACGCUGAAGCUGGCUCUACAGAGUAUGGACACCCGAGUGACUCAUCUGUUAGCGACCUCUUAUACCCCACUGCUCUGGACACGCCCACUCAGCAAACCCCUCGUCUGCCCCGACACGGUCACCCUUCCGACUCUCAAGUAUCUCUUUCGCACAGGGACAGUGAUGGUCUAAACGUGGCGCAAGUCAUUCAGCACAGUUCUAGAUCAACGUGGCAACAUCCUUCUGAUUCGUCAGUACAGACGCUUCUGGGAAACAUAACUUUAUUAGGAGACAGCCAAACAAGGACUCGUGGGACCCCUCCCGCUAGCGUGGCUCAAGCCAUUUUGUAUCCUAGUCUUGAUGAACAAUCAACGUCUUUUGUCUCACACGCCCUUGGCACCCCACCCCAGAGUGUAGCCCAGGACAUUUUGUUCCCAAGAGGGGAUAAGUCAGGGCAAUUCUCCGGGGUAGCAUAUACUCGUGGGGCCCCUCCCUCGAGUGUUAUUCAGGACAUUAUGUAUCCAAGUGAGGAGGAGUCGGUAGCACAGAAGCCGAACUUGUCAACUCGUGGACAUGAGCCUGCGAUUAAGAUCACAAAUAUCAUGUAUUAUGUCAAAGACGAAAAAGGUAAAACAGACACAGAACCAGAAUCAAGGCAGAUGGAGUUCGAGGAUGUGUGGUUAGCUUCUCAAGUGGAGCCACUUCAAGACAACUUUGAUGUGUUAGACAAGAAACCCUCGUCGAAUCUGCUCCAAGGAGCCUACGGUUCAUUUCCAGUUACACCAGGCACGGAUGUUGACGAUGAUGACACAGACGCGGCACAGCUGAUGUCACUUCCGGUUUUACUUCAGAGAUCUGUCAUGGCUCCACUUCUUGCUCAGAUUUCGUUGGUGAAAUCUGCUAUUGUGAUGUACUUCAUUGAGGAUCUGCACAUCAACAGACACUUUGACUUGUUCAAGAAACUGCUCUUCAUGGAGGACGGUGAAUUUUCUCUUUCGCUUUCCAACCAACUGUUUGAAAAGCUUGCCUCAGGGGUGUCCCCACGGGAGAUGUGUUCUGCUACAGUGAUGAAUUCCAUUGUGGGAAAAGCUCUUCAGUUAUCCGUGUACUCCGACACUACAGAGCAUGCGCAAAACCUCGCCUUUGCCCUCAAAAGCCUGCCUGAUUUAUUUAAACCGAAUGAAAUGGGUACCCUAGACUUUCUUGAGCUGCGAUACAGAGUGGAUUGGCCGCUAAAUAUUGUCAUCACAGAGAAAUCCGUGGUCAGGUACAACAAGAUAUUCUCAUUCAUGUUGAGGUUAAAACGUCUUUCGUGGGUUUUACGAGAUAUUUGGUUUCAUAUGAAACACAUCGCUUACUCUCGCAACGCGGCAGGGUCACCUCAACUUCGUCAGCUGCAGCUUUUUAGACAUGAGAUGCAGCAUUUUGUACAUAACCUUGAGGGUUACCUGUCAAACCAGAUUCUCAAUGUCACGUGGUCGGAGUUUCAAGAAGGACUUCUUAAUGUACGAAGCCUGGACGACCUGCACAACCAUCACGCCGAGUACCUAAGAAAAGCUAUUUUCCGUUCAUUGUUGAGUCGAAAAGCCGCGCCUGUGAUGACCAUUAUCACUGACUUAGGCACACUCAUACUCAAGAUGCGCACCCAACUAUUGGCAUCUCCAUGGCAACAAAACACUAGCACGGGCCACGUGACUCACCCCGCGUUUGACGUCAUGUGUAACACUCAUAAGGCCUUCAAGGAGUAUGCAAGCUUCCUAUUUACAGUGGUAAGCAAGCUUGUUCGCCGAGGAUACCAGUCUCACUUAGCUGACUUCCUUCUCAGAAUCAAUUUCAACAACUUUUACAACGUGGAGUAAGACCCUUGUAACGUGACCUCGCGCAUGACCACAUCAGACCUCGUCAUCACACUGCUGACAAAAGGAACGAGGACUCAGUCUUCUUCUUCGAAGUAGUGUUGAUGACUGAAGGUCUUCCGUGUUAAAGCGGGGAAAGAAAUCUCAAGAUCUGCUUGCUUCACUAUGUAUUGGUUCACGAGAAAUAGACCGAAAUGGGAUUUUGCUGGUUUUUUUCUGCACAUAUUCUUCACGUGUUGUUUAGGCUGCUUUACGUAUCGCAAAAGCUGAUGAGGUCGAAAGAUUCUUCUGCCUCCAGGCUAGGAUAAAAUAUUUUUUGAACUGUAAGGUUAGUAGUCCCACAUCACAAAGGGAGUAAUAAAACUUGCUCUUCAGCAAA